This is a messenger RNA of Hippocampus zosterae (dwarf seahorse), 1479 nucleotides long. RefSeq names its product leucine zipper and CTNNBIP1 domain containing (gene lzic). Gene Ontology annotation, biological process: negative regulation of Wnt signaling pathway. Gene Ontology annotation, cellular component: nucleus; beta-catenin destruction complex; cytosol. The transcript has 7 exons. Gene Ontology annotation, molecular function: beta-catenin binding. The record is from RefSeq and is a predicted model, not a curated record. NCBI's taxonomy places the organism in Eukaryota, Metazoa, Chordata, Actinopteri, Syngnathiformes, Syngnathidae. The coding region runs from base 141 to 704 and encodes 187 amino acids.
AAGCUGAUUGGCUCAGUUGACGAGGAAGAAGUCGCGAAAACCGCACCCACGUUUUUGAGCCGCGUUCACGAUCACAAACAAACACCGACGAAACGCACGAGAACAAACACUUCGGAUUCGGGGUCUGGAAAGCGUUGAGAAUGGCUUCUCGUGGCAAGUCAGAAACAAGCAAACUGAGACAGAAUAUGGAGGAGCAACUUGACAGACUGAUGCAGCAGCUGCAGGAUCUGGAAGAAUGCAGGGAAGAGCUUGACGAAGAAGAAUACGAGGAGACAAAGAAGGAGACUUUGGAGCAGCUCAGUGAAUUCAAUGACUCCUUGAAGAAGAUCAUGACAGGAGACAUGACUCUUGUGGAUGAACUCAGCGGCAUGCAGCUGGCCAUCCAAGCUGCCAUCAGUCAAGCAUUCAAAACUCCAGAGGUGAUCCGACUUUUCGCUAAGAAGCAGCCGGGACAGCUCAGAACCAGAUUGGGAGAGAUGGACCGUGAUGUCAUGGUGGGGAAACUGUCUCGGGAUGAGUACACGCAACAGAAGAUGGAGGUGCUCACAGCACUAAGGAAGCUAGGAGAGAAGCUCACAAUAGAGGAUGAAACUUUCCUGGCAGAAAAUGCCACAGCUACCUUGAGCCAGUUUGAAAAAGUGGUAACAGGUUCUGAAGAUAAAAUAUUGGCUUUAGCAAGUACCGGUGUGAAAACCAAAGCGUAGCCUCCAUCAUUUUAAAACAUAUAUUUUAAGAAUUUUUUUUCAAGGAGGAAAAAAAAUGACGGUUGCGUUUAAAAUUACAAAUGCACUUUGGUUGUCGCUAUAUGCUUUUUUUUAAACAGUAUUCCUUUAUACGCCUUUGUGUAUUUAAUGUGUAUGCUCUCUUAGGUACUAGAAUAAUAAUAUGAGUUGUUUUAAUGUGUGGGGAAAACAAAGUUCCAUUAGAAGUGUGCUAUUGUUUGUUUGUGCCACAUUUUUCACGGUUUAUAUAUUUGUUUAUAUACAUGUACACACUGCAUGACAAAAGCAUGAAUGUUCAAGAUGUGCGUUGUCAUUGUGUGUGAUGAGUAUCGAGUGGCCAUGUCACGUAGUAUAAGGACCCUGAAAAGAGCAUUAAAAAAAACAUCCUAAAACAAUGCCUUUUUUACAUAUCUGAUUCUUCUCAUAUUUCGACUUCAUACUUUAACUUAUACAUUAGUUCUUGUAAAAAUUAUGAUGUUCAUAUUACAAAUUAGAGCUCAAUAUCACUCAGUGAGUCCUUCUUCUCAUAUUAUGACUUUUGCUGUGUACAAUCAUGACUAUUGUAGUUGCAUAACUUUAUUUGAAAAAUAUUUUUAGGGUAUCGUACAAGACUUUUAAAGUGUUGUUUGCAUACAGUAUGAAGAACGUUUGGACAUAAAUGAUUGUGGAGCUGCAUGUGAGCCUCAACUACUCCGAUUCUUAUGAAGGCGUAUUUCUCAGUUUUAUCCAUCAUCAUUAAAUCUCAGCAUUUAGUAAA